AAUAGAACCUUGUACAACAUAGAAAUUUCCAAAUCUUCCCACCAAUCAUCAUAUAAGAUUUUUUUAACUGCAAUAAUAAUAAUUCCACAUCGCUUCUCUCUCUUCUUUCUCUUCUCUCCAUUGUUGACUGAGACUAAUCCACAUUUCCUUCAACUCUCUUCUCGGACUAAUAAUCAAAUAAAUACAAAACCCGUUACAGAUAAUAUUUUAUUUAAUUUUAAUACACCUGUUUUCUCAUACGUUAUUAUUCGUUUGCUGGCUUGAAGAUUCUCUUUCGGGGGUCAACACAAAUAAAUAAAUCACGUCGCCGCCGUGAUGGGUGCAAGAUCCGCCGCAGAGGGCAAUCCCAUAAUCCGAAACACCUUAUUAAUUGAUUGAUUUUAUGGGACUUACCUCAAGGGCACAGAGAUUUCGUGGGCCUUCUUCCUAUUUUCGAUCCAAGAAUCUGCUUCCCAGUAAUCUUGUUACCAUGAAGACAAAAACAAUAUUCGGAAUUUCUCUCUCUCUGGUAAUCAUAAACAUGGCUGCAAUAAUGGAGCGAGCGGACGAGAAUCUCCUCCCGGCAGUCUACAAAGAAGUCAGCGAAGCAUUCGCCGCAGGCCCCUCGGAUCUCGGAUACCUAACGUUCAUCCGCAACUUCGUACAGGGUCUCGCCUCGCCUCUAGCAGGGGUACUAGCCAUAAACUACGACCGACCAACCGUUCUCGCUAUCGGCAUUCUCUGCUGGGCCCUCUCCACAGCAGCCGUGGGCGCCAGCAAGUACUUCUUCCAGGUUGCCUUCUGGAGGGCCGUUAAUGGUUUCGGCCUGGCGAUAGUGAUUCCGGCGCUCCAGUCUUUUAUCGCCGAUAGCUACAAGGAUGGUGUGAGAGGUGCUGGGUUCGGAUUCUUAAACCUCAUCGGAACCGUCGGCGGCAUAGGUGGCGGUGCUAUUGCCACCGUUAUGGCCGGUGGUGAGUACUGGGGGGUGGCUGGGUGGCGGUGCUCGUUUGUCAUGAUGGGGGCUUUGAGCUGCUUGAUCGCGUUUCUCGUUUUUCAGUUUGUCGUUGAUCCGAGGCGGAUUAACGGUGGUUCGAAUGAUGCUAGCAAGAUGUCUGAAAGGGAGAAUUUGAUAGAGAAUAAAAGUUUAAGAUCUUCGACGGUGUGGUGGGAAUCGUGGGUAGCGAUGAAAACGGUGAUGAAAGUGCCGACUUUUCAGUUCAUUGUUUUACAGGGUCUAGUCGGAUCGAUCCCUUGGACCGCCAUGGUUUUCAUCACCUUGUGGUUCGAACUCAUCGGUUUCGACCACAACAGCUCCGCAACGCUAGUCGGCCUCUUUGCCGCGGGAUGCGCGCUAGGCUCUUUCCUCGGCGGAGUGAUAGCCGAUAGAAUAUCCCUAAAAUACCCUCACUCGGGGAGGAUAAUGUGCGCACAGUUCAGUUCAUUCAUGGGCAUCCCAUUCUGCAUAUUCCUCCUAAGUAUCAUACCCCAACAAGUCUCGAGUUAUUACACGUACGCCACCACGCUCUUCCUGAUGGGCCUCACCGUAAGCUGGUGCGCCACCGCCGCAAACGGGCCCAUGUUCGCUGAGGUGGUCCCGCCGAAGCACCGUACCAUGAUCUACGCAUUCGAUAGGGCGUUUGAAGUGUCCUUUUCGUCUUUCGCCGCUCCGAUUGUGGGGAUACUUGCGGAGAAGGUUUACGGGUACGACCCGAAGACCGUGGACCCCGUUUCGGGGUCCGCGAAGGAGGCGAUGGCUCUGUCGAGGGGGCUUUUGGCGAUGAUGGUGGUCCCCACGGGUUUGUGCUGCCUUUUUUAUAGCCCUUUGUAUUGGACUUUUAAGCAGGAUAAGGAGAAUGCUAGGAUUGCAGCUGUCAAGGAAACUGAGAUGCUGUGAUUUUUUUCUUUUUAUUUUUAUUUUAAUUUAUUUUUGGGGAAUUUUAUUUUCAUCUUCUGAUGAAUUUUGUGACAGUAGAUAGGAAUUCUUGUUUAUGAUACAUUUCGUAUCAAAUUUGAGAAUCUUGGAUUUGAUGGUAGUACCACAAUCUUGAAAUUUUCUUUCAGAUGCAAACA
Molecule: messenger RNA, 2049 nt
Organism: Erythranthe guttata (spotted monkey flower)
Lineage: Eukaryota; Viridiplantae; Streptophyta; Magnoliopsida; Lamiales; Phrymaceae
Source: RefSeq, a predicted model, not a curated record